Messenger RNA from Penicillium angulare, 1959 nucleotides. RefSeq names its product allantoate permease. Gene Ontology annotation, biological process: transmembrane transport. NCBI's taxonomy places the organism in Eukaryota, Fungi, Ascomycota, Eurotiomycetes, Eurotiales, Aspergillaceae. Gene Ontology annotation, molecular function: transmembrane transporter activity. The transcript has 12 exons. The record is from RefSeq and is a predicted model, not a curated record. The coding region runs from base 1 to 1959 and encodes 652 amino acids. Gene Ontology annotation, cellular component: membrane.
AUGGCAGCCGAUACAGAAGCCAACGUGGCACAACAGCAGGAGCUGGUAAAGCCGAUCAAAUCAUGGAAAGGUUAUCUCUGGGACACGUGGGAUUUGCCCAGCGAUCAGCGUUGGUUGUUGUUCAAGCUUGACGCGUUCGUACUCACGUUCGCAUCUAUCGGUUAUUUUUUGAAGAAUUUGGAUCUUCAGAAUGUUACUAAUGCCUACUUGAGUGGCAUGGAAGAAGAUUUGGAGAUGUAUGGCAAUCAGCUGCUUGAGGUUGGCUGGGGUAUCGCCACCAUGUGCAUGUCCAGCGUCAAGUCCUACAAAGCACUUUAUGCUCUUCGUUUCAUCGUCGGAAUUUUUGAAUCCGGAUUUUACCCUGGUAUUCAUUAUUUACUCGGAUCGUGGUAUACACCUCAGGAAAUCGGAAAACGCGCCAUGACAUUCUGGCUUGCAGGGUCGAUUGGUCAGCUUUUCAGUGGGUUUCUACAAGCUGCAGCAUAUACGAACCUGGAUGGCGUGGAUGGCCGCGCGGGAUGGAGAUGGCUUUUCAUCAUUGAUGGCAUCAUCACACUGCCACUCGCAUUGGCUGGGUUUAUUUUCUUCCCUAACUUGCCCCAGAGCGGCAAGAAAACUUGGUGGACCUCCGAAGAAGAACAUGUUCUUUCAGUGAAGAGAAUGCAGGUGAUUGGUCGAGCUGGAGAAGAGCCUUGGACAAAGGCUAAGGCGCGAAGGAUUUUCUUGAGUUGGCAUACUUGGCUUCUCCCACUUCUGUAUAUCGUUUGGAACAAUGGAUAUCCACAGGUCGGCAUGGGAUACUGGCUGAAAAGUUUCAAUGCGACACCAGCUCCUGUUCCUGGUAAAACCUUCACGGUGGCACAAAUAGACAACUUACCGUUGGUUACCACGGGUAUAUUUAUUGCUAUGGCAUUUGUUUGGGGAUGGCUUUCCGAUGGUCCCAUGCGAGGUUCUAGAUGGCCUUUCAUUCAUAUUGGUGCUGUGAUCACUAUUGUGUUCUGUGUUCUCCUGCGUCAAAUGCCUCUCUACACAAAUAUCGAUGGCCGGAUGACGGUAUACUGGUUGAGUUUCAUCGGAACUGGCGCUGGUCCGUUAAUUCUCAGCUGGGCCAAUGAGAUAUGCUCGGCUGAUACGGAGAAGAGAGCUCUCGUUGUUGCAAUGGCGAACGAUCUCGCCUACGUUGUACAGGCAGUGGCGCCUAAUUUUGUGUGGAAAACGACCGACUUUCCUGCUGCGAAGGACGGAUAUCUCUGGGCGAUAAUACUGCAAAUUCUGUCGAGUAAAGGAAUAUUGGAGCUAUAUUUGAAAAAGCCGAACCAUGUCGUCAUUGCCGGUGUCCGCGAUCCAGGGAAUGCUAGUUCUCAAGCGUUGGCCCAAACCCCCAGGGCUGAUGGGACUGAGCUCCAUGUCAUCAAGAUCGAUGCAACAUCUGCGACCGACGCGGCCGCCGCAGUGAAGGAGCUCGCGACUAAGAACAUCAACCACAUUGAUAUACUUCUUGCAAACGCUGGAAUUUGUUUGAACUGGCCAAAAGUAUCGGAAGUCAAGAUCGAGGAUAUCCAGACCCAUAUUGAUGUCAAUGUGUAUGGCUUUAUCUACCUUUACCAGGCUUUUCGUGAUAUCUUGAAAAUAGCUAAGAAUCCUAAAUGGGUGACGAUCGAAAUGAACAGGAACUUUAUCCCUGCGCGGAAUGCAUCAUAUGCUCCUAGUAAAUUGAUACAGCACUGGUAUACAAAGGCCAUAUCAGCAGAAGAUGAAUGGCUAACUGCAUUCCCGGUUGAACCAGGUUGGGUGCAAACGGAAAUGGGUAAUCGGGGAGCUGAGACUUUUGGAAUGGAAAAAGCUGCUCUCACUGUAGAAGAGAGUGCCAAGGGCGUGGUGCAGGUUGUCGAUGUUGCUACGCGGCAAACUCACAGUGGAAGGCUAUUCAGACACGAUGGUGGAGAAGAGCCUUGGUAG